AUGGAGGAAUCCCUAAACAUCACCAUUGAUCCAGCUUGUUUACAAGAGCCCCCGCUGGCUAUUGACGUGAUAAAGGAGCUAGAUGUGUUUGGAUUGUGCCUGUACUCCAUACUCACCUUCAUGUCCUGCGUAUCCCUGCUGCUGUACCUGGAGCAGUGCGUCUAUAUUUAUAAAAAACUGCCCUACCCCAAAAAGACGACCCUCAUGUGGAUAAGUGGCGCCGCACCAGUCAUUGCCACUAUGUCUUGCUUUGGGAUGUGGAUCCCGAGGGCAGUCAUGAUCACAGACAUGACGUCUAACUGUUAUUUUGCAGUUGUGAUGUACAAGGUGUUGGUUCUGUUGAUCGAGGAGUUGGGCGGCACCAAUGCUUUUCUGAAGCGGUUUUCCACUGAAACCUUUAAGGUCAGCACAGGACCUUGCUGCUGCUGCUGCGUCUGUUUACCCCGCGUGCCCAUGUCACGGCGAUUGUUAUUCUUCCUGAAGUUGGGUACUCUUCAGUAUGCAAUCCUAAAGACUGUGCUCUCUAUCGUCGCCAUUAUAUUGUGGACAAACGGCAACUUUGAUCUCUCUGAUCUAGAGAUCACUGGUACAGCCAUUUGGAUUAACCCAUUCAUUGGCGUUCUCACUAUCAUCGCCCUUUGGCCUGUUGCCAUCAUCUUCAUGAACACUAAAGGCUUUGUACGGAGCCAAAAUAUGAUACUCAAGUAUGCCAUCUACCAGCUAAUACUUGUACUGAGUCAGCUGCAGACCUCCAUCAUUAACAUCCUGUCAUUGGAUGGCACCAUCGCCUGCGCCCCUCCCUUCUCUUCUCAAGCUCGUGGCUCCAUGCUAAGUCAGCAGAUGAUGAUCCUGGAGAUGUUCAUCCUCACUCUGAUCAAUCAGAGUUUGUACCGUCGUACAUAUGACCCAAUUCCCUCCCACGAGGCACAUGACAACGACCACGACGCUAAAGUUGCGCUGCAGACUGUUCUUGUGGAGCAUGACGUCUAA
Molecule: messenger RNA, 990 nt
Organism: Cottoperca gobio
Lineage: Eukaryota; Metazoa; Chordata; Actinopteri; Perciformes; Bovichtidae
Product: organic solute transporter subunit alpha-like
Exons: 8
Coding region: 1-990 (329 amino acids)
Source: RefSeq, a predicted model, not a curated record